Messenger RNA from Poecilia latipinna (sailfin molly), 3026 nucleotides. Its product is annotated as NHL repeat-containing protein 3. The coding region runs from base 176 to 1243 and encodes 355 amino acids. The record is from RefSeq and is a predicted model, not a curated record. Gene Ontology annotation, molecular function: protein binding. Lineage: Eukaryota; Metazoa; Chordata; Actinopteri; Cyprinodontiformes; Poeciliidae. The transcript has 3 exons.
UUACGAGCAUGAAAAGAACGCACCAAAUGAGUCCAGGAAGUGACUACUGAUUGACAUCCAUACAGGACUUUAUCACGCAUUUUAUUAAUCGUUAGAGGGGUUUUAGUUUGUGCUUACGCUUUGUGUCCUUGUCGAUUUGAAACAGAUUCUAGUUCCAGUCACAGCGAGGCAGCAAAUGUUGAUAAAGAAGAGAAGCCAUUGGUGCCUGAUAGCUUCAGGUAUGGUGUCAUUAGUCCUGUUCAUGACGCUGCUGUACAGCGGCAGCAGUGGCGGCGGGCUGCGCCGGUUCAGCUCCAGCCUGAGACACGACUACCAGCUGAUGGGCAGACCGCUAUACAAACUGGACUUGGGCUGGCCCAAGAACCCGGAGAUCUUCACCGGAGAGGUGUUCUGUGUGGCUGUCAACCAGGAUGCGGCGGUGGUGUACGUAGCACAGAGAGGAGCUAAUGUCCCCAAGGUGCUGGUCUUCACCACAGAAGGAGAGUUUCUCAUGUCAUGGAACACAACCACUCUGGAGAUGCCUCAUGGGAUGUUUUUAGCAGAUGCAUCCUCCAAAGAUCCCACCAUUUGGAUCACUGAUGUCGGGGGUGGUCCAUAUGGCCAUUCCAUCAAACAGUACUCCCCAUCAGGAAAGCUUUUGCAGGUGCUUGGGACUCCAGGUAAAGCAGGUUCUGGGUUGGACCCUCUGCAGUUUGACCAGCCAGCUGAGAUUUUUGUCCAUGAAUCAGGUGAAAUGUAUAUUGUGGACGGUGAUGGAGGCAUGAACAACCGCCUCAUCAAGCUCUCUAAAGACCAGAAAGUGUUGUGGAUGCACGCAGAGAAAGGACAAGGCCUGGCUCAGUUCUACAUUCCUCACAGCGUGUCAGUGGAUAGUGCCCAGAGAGUGUGGGUGGCUGACAGGGGCAACAAAAGGAUCCAGGUGUUUAACUCCAUCACAGGGGACUGGCUGGGCACAUGGGGCAGCUGCUUCACAGAGGAUGCACCCUACUCUGUUCGCCUAACUCCAGACAAAAAAUAUUUUGUUGUUGUACAGCUAAACACCAAUCAGAUUACACUGCUGGAUGCACCACCUGUUGGGUUAAUUGGUCAGUGCAAAGUGGCAAGCGUCAUCCAGCUGGCGGAAGAUGUGAAGCCCCACCUGGUUGACCUGGAUCUAAAGGCCGGAGCUUUGUAUGUGGCAGAGAUCGGAGCUCAACAGGCUCAGAAAUUCACUCCUUUUAGUCUGGGUGGAAGUUUGCUUUGAAUGCAUGCUGAGUUAAAACUGAAAUAUUGAAUUGGAAGAGCUCAGAUGUAACAGAGAUUCCAGUUUUAAAAUGUGCCAGGAUGUCGGUAAGAUUUCUAAUUAUGUUUUAGAAAAAAUAAAUAAAUAAAUAAAAUCCUCUCAAGCUUAAUAUUACAUGUCCUAUAUAUCGUCUGGUAAAUCUUUCUCUAAGAAAUCUCGUCGUGAACUGAAAGUUUACCAAUUGUUUGAAUGACCUUUAUUGUUUCUGCUGUUUAGUGCGUGUAUGUGCCAUGUCCCUGCCAGGUUGCACUGCUUGAAUACAUCAAAAUCCAUAUGAAGAUGAGUUUAUUUUUUUCAUCCUGCUGUUGACUCUUGAAGCUGUUUGUGCUUCAUGCUGACUCAGUUUGUACUUUACAAGAUUUAACCUGACAUUUAUUCUCAGUGACGUGACCCAUGUUUCAACUUUAUAAUGGGAAUUGUUUUGCACUUUUUUUUCCUGAGUCAGAGUUGAUUCUAAUGGAAUGCUUGUAAUUUACAUGUAAAAGUAAUCAUACCGUAAGUAAGCUUGUAAGUGAUGAAAGUGAAAAGAAUUGUUGAUAUUUCUCUGUGGUUCAAGGCUGAACCAACUGUCUGAAAGAAUAAUAUGAGUUUGGAAUUCAGGCUCUGGUUUACUUUGAAGUAUAGUUGUUCUGUUGGCGUUAGGGUAUAAAGACGAUACUUUUUUUUUUAUUAUUUUUGUGUGGUUUUCAAGUUUUUUUUAUUCUUUUGUUUGUGAUUAAAAUCAGGGAUAUUAAUGAUGGAUACAUUGUAAAAGUAUAAUUGUUCUGUUCUUUUGGUUUUAGUAUUUAGAAAUGAGUUUCUAUGAAAUUAUUGUGAAUUAUAGUUCCCUUGACUGUGGUCGAAAAAUGUCAUGACUCCUAACUUAUUGAAAAUGAAGAGAAGUGAGGAUGGUGGAAGCUAACCACUAGUGACACCAUCUGUAGCUGGCGUUAGCUACUUAAACAUCUCAGUCUGUUAAUGUUUGCUAACAUGAUAAAGUAUACCAUUUUAUUAACAUCUUUAGUUUUCAUUUUAAACAGCUUGUCAGUUUAAACAAUGUAGACAAGGGAUCUAUCACUGUAAUGUUUUAUAGAACCUCACUUAAGUAUUGAGGUUAAAACCUGUCUUAUUUAGAUGUUUUGUUAAGAUGAUUUUUUCUUCUAUUGUCAUAAAGCCUGCAAUUUCCUUCAAUGUUGAGUGUUUUUAUUUUAAAUAUCAUUACAUAUAUCACUAUGUAAUAAACAAAAUUAAGGCAGAAUGUGAAAGCAGUGUAUGAGAACUCAAGUCUACAUGAUUUGUUUGGAAACCUCCCUUUUUCAGAGUCUUACAUUGCUGCUAAAGAAUUCAGUCAAACUACUUUAUAUUGUUGCUUCAGUUCAUUGAAUGUUCCUCCUAGCAACUCAUCAAAACAAGUCAUACACCUGACUGUCUGACUGUGCUGCCAUCACUUUAACUUCCACCUUUGGGAAUUUUGACAGCAGUCAUAAACAUUUUCUAAGUAUUCUUACUUCAGUGGCUUGAAAUAGCAUUACAACCCUUCUUAGACUGAUGGAGAGCAACAGUUGCUGAAAGAAUGUGAUUUAUUUAUCUAUUGUGUGGUCCAGACUUGUUUGCACCACACCAUCAAACUGAUAAAAGUCCUGCUGUUCUGGAGAUGGACACGUACUCUGAUGAUGAGUUAUAAAUACAUUUGAUUAGCCUGGCUGCUACUUCUUGUUUUAAUUAUUGUGGAAGCAUUAAGAAGUGUAGUUUCUCCUGCAGUCUG